AUGAAGUUCUACAUCGACGAUCUACCCGUGCUCUUCCCCUACCCGCGCAUAUACCCAGAACAGUAUGCGUACAUGUGCGACAUCAAGAAAACGCUAGAUGUUGGAGGCAACUGUAUUCUAGAGAUGCCGUCAGGAACAGGGAAAACGAUCUCAUUGCUUUCAUUGACGGUGGCAUAUCAGAUGCACUAUCCAGAGCACCGUAAGAUUGUGUAUUGUUCGCGUACGAUGUCGGAGAUCGAGAAGGCAUUGAUAGAGUUGCAUAGACUCAUGGAGUACAGGGCAAACGAGCUAGGAUACGUGGAGGAUUUCCGUGGGUUGGGGCUUACAAGUAGAAAAAACUUGUGCUUGCAUCCGGUGGUGUCAAAGGAGCGGAAAGGUGCCGUGGUGGACGAGAAAUGUCGCCGGUUAACCAAUGGUCAGUUGAAACAGAAGCUCGAGCAGCAGAACAUCACUCAGGAGCAAAUGAUGCAACAGCCCGAUCUGUAUGGACUUUGUUCAUUCCACGAGAAGCUUUAUGAUUACGACCAGCACGACUUGAUCCCCAGUGGAGUGUAUUCGUUCGAGGCCUUGUUGGAAUACUGUAAAGGUUUGGGGACGUGUCCCUAUUUCACUGUCAGAAGAAUGAUCUCCUUCUGCAACAUCAUCAUCUACUCGUAUCAUUACUUGCUAGACCCGAAAAUUGCAGAGCGUGUGUCGCGGGAGUUGAGUAAAGACAGUAUCAUUAUCUUUGAUGAGGCCCACAACAUCGAUAACGUCUGUAUUGAGUCCUUGUCGCUUUUUUUGACCGAUGAUACAUUAAAACGAGCCGGUAGAGGUGCCAACAAAUUGGCAGAUGCUGUAGAUGAGAUGAAGGCUCAAGACAAUGAAAAACUUCAGAAUGAGUAUGAAAAGUUGGUUGAAGGUCUUCGGCAGAACGAAAUCGCCAGAGACGAAGAACUCUUCAUGGCCAACCCGGUCCUUCCCAAGGAUUUGUUGGAGGAGGCCAUUCCCGGAAAUAUUCGUAAGGCUGAACAUUUUGUUUCAUUCUUGAGAAGAUUCAUUGAGUACUUGAAAACCAGAAUGAAGGUCCUCCAUGUCAUCAGUGAAACCCCGGUGAGUUUCCUCCAGCAUCUCAAAGAGUUGACAUUUAUCGACAGAAAACCCUUACGGUUUUGUUCAGAACGUCUCUCACUUUUGGUGAGAACCUUGGAGCUUGCAGACGUCGAGGAUUUGAACGCAUUGAAGGAUAUCGCAACUUUUGCAACGUUGGUCUCCACGUACGAAACCGGGUUCCAGCUUAUUCUUGAGCCUUUUGAGACAGAGGGAUCCACGGUUCCCAAUCCUAUUUUGCAUUUCACAUGUUUGGAUGCUUCCAUUGCCAUUAAGCCUGUGUUCGACCGUUUUCUGUCUGUUAUCAUCACUUCCGGUACCAUUUCGCCUUUGGACAUGUAUCCUAAGAUGCUUAACUUCCAAACUGUGAUCCAGGAGUCUUACACUAUGACUUUGGCGCGAAGAUCGUUUUUGCCAAUGAUUAUUACUAAGGGAUCUGACCAAACAUCCAUUUCUUCUAGAUUUGAGAUCAGAAAUGACCCCUCAGUUGUGCGUAACUACGGCUCGUUGCUUAUUGAAUUUUCCAAAAUAACUCCUGAUGGUAUGGUGGUUUUCUUCCCUUCUUACCUUUACAUGGAAUCCAUCAUCUCUAUGUGGCAGAACAUGGGUGUUCUUGACGAGGUGUGGAAGUACAAGUUGAUUUUGGUGGAAACUCCGGAUGCCCAGGAAACAUCGUUGGCAUUGGAAACUUAUAGAAAGGCUUGUUCGAACGGGCGAGGUGCUGUACUUCUCUCUGUUGCUCGUGGAAAGGUUUCGGAAGGUAUUGAUUUUGAUCACCAUUAUGGUCGUACAGUGUUGAUGAUUGGGAUUCCAUUCCAGUAUACUGAGUCGAGAAUCUUGAAAGCUCGUCUUGAGUUCAUGAGAGACCAUUUCCAGAUCAAAGAGAACGACUUCCUUUCUUUCGAUGCCAUGAGACAUGCAGCCCAGUGUUUGGGUCGAGUUUUGAGAGGAAAAGACGACUACGGAAUCAUGGUUUUGGCAGACAGAAGAUUUAAGAACAAAAAGUCACAAUUGCCAAGAUGGAUUGCACAGGCUCUUCAUGAGUCAGAUACAAAUUUAUCGACAGACAUGGCGUUGGCGUCUGCAAAGAAGUUUUUGAGAAAUUUGGCUCAACCCACGAAUCCCAAGGACCAAGAGGGUGUUUCUGUGUGGAAUCUCGAGCAACUUGAAGCUUACCAGAGACAACAGAAUCCAAAUCUAGAAAACGGAGACGUUAAAGAAGGAGACGAAGCAAUCGGGGACGACUUUAUGGAUCUAGAUGAAGCAGACUUGGAGUUGUUGUAA
Molecule: messenger RNA, 2373 nt
Organism: Sungouiella intermedia
Lineage: Eukaryota; Fungi; Ascomycota; Pichiomycetes; Serinales; Metschnikowiaceae
Source: the annotation of a GenBank genome assembly